This is a messenger RNA of Helobdella robusta, 5721 nucleotides long. RefSeq lists its product as hypothetical. The transcript is spliced from 40 exons. Lineage: Eukaryota; Metazoa; Annelida; Clitellata; Rhynchobdellida; Glossiphoniidae. The record is from RefSeq and is a predicted model, not a curated record. The coding region runs from base 1 to 5721 and encodes 1906 amino acids. Gene Ontology annotation, cellular component: plasma membrane.
AUGAAGAACGGCAUCUGGGCUGCAAAAGCUACAGAUGGAAUAAAAAGCGAAACAAAUUUUGCUUUCCACACCGCCGAUGAAAAUACAGGCUUGGAUUACUUUGGCCUAGGACGCCUCAAUGAUUUCAGUUCGAACCCUGACUACACUUUUGACGAAAACAAGUUCGUGAUCUGGUACACCCACAAAACGACAAUUGCUGACGGAGAAACUUCUUUAGCCGUCAACCUUUCAGAGAAAGCGGCCACUGCAAGGUUUGUGGCGCUGCUGCAGAUGAGUAAAUCCAUUUCUGGCAAUAAAACUCUUCGUAUCGGGGAAAUUGAGAUGUUUGGCGAAGAAAUGCACGUUCAAGAUUACAUUGGCUGUUAUUUGAACUUCGACGGAAAGACGACCUAUGUGGUAUCAUCAAUUCACGAUUGCUUCACGCUCUGCCAGAGUCGGAAUACAAAUCUCUUUGCUCUGAAGAGUGGUUUCGAAUGCGAGUGCGGCAACCUUGAAGACAAGCAAGUUGCAUCGGACCAGUGCCAGAUAAAGUGUGCCAACUAUGUUACUUACUGCGGUGGGAGAGGUGCCUACUCAGUAUAUAGAGGUACCGCACUUAAACAGAAAAUUGUGAUAGAUAUGAUGGUUGUUUCUGAUCUUGGCUGCUUCAUUGACAGUGAUUUAAAGAAUCCUCUGAAAUAUUUUGAGAGAAAUUUGACUGCCUGUGUGGACUACUGCAAUCUGAUCUAUAUUGCUGUCCAGUCUACGGACAAAUGCUCAUGUCUAUCGAAUUUGGAUCAGCUCAAACCUUCGUUUAAAUGCAAGGAUAACAAAGAAGCAAUACACGUGUAUCAAAAGAAUGUUUCAGUAAAAUUGCCAGCAUCAGUUGCUGCACGUUACUGUGCCAAGUCGAACCACGUAGAUCAGUCUGGAAACUGUUUGUCAGGGUCAUGUGAGAAGGGGUGGAAAGCGCCCGGGUGCUUCGAAAAAGACAUAACCAAACCCUUGUGGCACUCGAUGUCAUGCGAGGAUGUAGAUCUGCUGGCUGCCGUGGUUUCUGUUUGCAAUUUCAAAGCUGCCUACAUUGGAUGCUACAAGGAUGCUUUUAUCGAAUCUCUUCAUUUUAAAUUUGUGAACUCCGUGAAGGAAUGUUCUGUGUACUGCAAGACUUCAGUCUACCACAAAAUUGCUUUACAAGCUGGGAGAUUGUGCCACUGCAUUUCCUUAUUGACAUCAGCUCUUCCAUCGUCUGACUGCCACAUGAAAUGUGCCAAUGGCGAAGCCUGUGGUAGUCUGGACGCCUGCUCCGUUUACAGCAUCAAGCCUCAGGAAUAUCAUGAAGUCGUUUUUUUCUACGACCACCGUCUUGCUGCCAUCCAAACUACCUUGGAGAUCAAAGUUCCCUACACGCUGCAGAUGUGCGGAGAAUUCUGCUCGGAAAUAAAUGGAAACUUUUUCAGCAAUAUUAAAUCUGGUUUAUGCGAAUGUUUCCUACACUUAGAAGUUAAAACGUUCAAAGUGUCAAAUAAUAUCAAAAACGAGAAAUGUGAGUAUGAUCCGGGCCAGGUGUGCCAGAGAAACUUGAUAGGAGAUGCCAAUUCUUCAGCAGUUUUUUUAGUAUCCCAAUUGUACGAAUUCCAGCGAGGCGUAUCAUCUUACUCGCAUUGCUCCAACAACGCCAACAACAAGAAGCUUGAGUUGGUCUACAGUUGCAAAAGUGGUUGCAGCAGAAGUUGGAAGGGUGAAUCCUGUAGAGAAAGAAAUUGUGCGGAUAAUAACGGCGAUUGUGGCAGCGAGAUGAAGUGCGUUGAGUCCGUGGUGAAUGGGGGAAAAUACGUGGAGUGUGUCUGUCCUCGCGGAAAAGUUAUAAACAGGAAUAAACAAUGCGAAGUGCAUCGACAAAACAUAGCGGUCUUCAAACGUAGACAUUUCAGCGCGGAUUUCCAACUUCCGAAUGCCGCAAGUCUGAAUCUUGCCUUAUCACAGAAUAAUGUUAAGCUGAGUUGGCUGGCUGUCGAUCUGGAAAACUUUUAUUACGUCGGAUACGUCGUAGCUUAUAGCCAAGUUGUCAAGAAUAUUGAAUUGCUACACAUACUGGAUUACUUCGACGUCAAACUGAGCGAGACCUUCAACAUAAUCGGCAACUACGAUUUUCGAGACCACGUCAAAGUGUGUGGGUCGUGGAUGCACCAGGCUCGCCUUUGGGUUCUUCCAAUGAAAGUCAUCUGUAGGGAUUUCACUUUUGCCACCAGAGAAAGUUGUGACACCAAUAACGGAAACUGCGGUGAAAAGAGGUGCAUAGAGUAUUCUCACAGAGCCACCAUCGCCAUCAAGUGUAUCAAACAAAAACCAGAUCUCAUCAUUACUCACGGAAAUAGACCCCCGAGCAUAUAUGGCUGCUUCCAGAAAUUAAAAGCAGAGUACGAGCACGACAGAUACGGUUUAUCGUACGAGGAUUGCCAGACUGAAUGUAAAUCAAGAUCGUUCAAAUUUUCUGCUCUCAAGGAGCAUGUCAAAUGUCUUUGUGGAAACCAGUUGCUUGCCAACGAACAAAUGCCGAUAAAUGAUUGCAUUAUAAACAGCUAUGGAACUUACUUGGUCUAUGAUGUGGACGCGCUGGUCAACUUAGACUACGCGGCAAAUGUCUACCGUUUCUGCAAAAAUGACCGCAACAAAUCCCAAGAGACAACCUGCCACGAAGGCCAGUGCCUGCUCGGAUGGGCUGGCCAAUUUUGCAACAUCUAUUACGUUGGUUGCUAUCAGCAUGUUGAAACGACGAAAUCAAAAGAAGUCGCAUCUAUCUCGGACUGUUUGAGCACUUGCAAGAACGACAUCAACAGCUUCAUUGCUAUUAAGGGUGGCAACGAAUGCCACUGCGUUGACAGGUUGGAUUCAGCAGUCCCUUCCUCUUACUGCAACAUUUCAUGCCAUAGCAAGGACUCGUGCGGAGGGCAGAACUAUUAUUCCGUUUAUAAAAACUGGCAUCGAAAAAUGCACGACGCCGUCUUUUACAACGCCGAUCUGACGAAAGCAUCACACGAGCUCCAAUUCUCUGGCCACUUCACCGAUGAGAUGUGCGCUCAUUUCUGCCUGGAGAUGGAUUUGUCGUUUUUCAAUAUCAUGCUGAAAAAGUGCGGCUGUUUUCAAACAGUGAAACUCCUGACUCCAUAUCGAUCCAAUCUCGUGGUCUGUGACCAGGACUGCCAGAAAAAUUCCAACGAAGAAUGCAGGUGCUACUUUCAAGGCAGAGAAUCUCAACCAACUGUUUUUGGGACUCGGUUUCAGUACGACUUCCAGAGAGGUGUUUCCUCGUACUCUCACUGCUCGCUGGACAAGUAUGAACUGCUGGAACAAUGUCCUGAAAAGUGUCUGGCCGGCUGGAAGGGAAUGUCCUGUAGAGAGAGAGAUUGUUCGGUCGUGAAUGGAGACUGUGGUAGCGAAACAAAAUGCAUCGAAUCAUCGGUAAAUGCUUUUGUGUAUGCUGAAUGUGUCUGUCCUAACGGGACCGUCAGAAACAAAUUUCACAAAUGUGAAGUUUUUAGGAAUAAUUUGGCACUGCACAAAUCGCCGUACUCCAGUUCACAAGCCAAAGAUGCCAGGAAAGGUUUGAAAAUGGUGGCAGCGUUCCUGACUGAUGGCAUUUAUUACGAUGACACAUUCGCACAAAUUGAUGACAUCAUCUCCAGUUGGCUGGCUGUAGACCUCGGAGCUGUUCAUUGUGUGGGAUUCGUGGUUGUGUACAACAGGAUUGCCGAGACGAAUGAAAUUAGGGCACGUGCUGACAAUUUCGUUGUGAGACUGAACAAAACUUUCGACACAUCGGCCAACUACGAUAUAAGAAAGAGGGUGAACUUCUGCGGGGCUUGGCCAUCGGAGGCCAUCCAGGGCGUGAACCCCAUGAAGGUUGUCUGUGAAGAUUUCAAUCUCCUCUCCAGGUUCGUCAUCGUGCAGCAGUCGGAGGGCCGGUUUAGUGAUGGCAAGCUGGCCAUCGUUGAGCUAGAGGUGUACGACGUUGGUUGUGACCUCAACAACGGAAACUGUGGUAAGUUGCACUGUAGUGAACAUGUGCACCUGGAGACCAAGUUUGUCAAGUGUGAUGCCCUUGGUAAAGACAUCUUCAUAUUUCCGAUAGCGCCUGGGGGCAAAUCAAUAUACGGAUGCUUCAAGAGGAUCGACUACAGCUACGAACAUAACGAAUACGCGCUGACCAGCCGCCAGUGUGGGAGAGUCUGCAAAUCAAAAUUCUACAAAGUUGCAGCUAUGAAGGCCGGUAUAAAAUGUUUCUGUGGAAAUAAGCUGAUCGUGAACGACCAGGUGUCGAUCAAAUCAUGCGUUUGGCAGAAAUUUGACUCCUAUUUAGUAUAUGACGUUGAGUCCAGCGUCAAAUUUGACGAAGCGACGAAAUGGAAUCAUUUUUGCAAGAAUGUCCUGGAAGGUUCCAGCGAAGCCCCGUGCAAAUCAGGGGACUGCCUGUUUGGGUGGACGGGCAACCUGUGCAACAUUGGGUGCUCGGAAGGGCUGUCCACCAGCGAGUACAUCCCGUCAGUGGAGAAAUUCAGGCGUCCCUCUGCCUAUCCCCUCCAGAGCCACGUGGUUCGCACCUUCAAAGAAGCUGACAGCACGAAAAAAAUUGCAUUUGUUAGGCACGGAGAAGACUUGAGUUUGACCUGCUUCACGAACGAAUACAGCAAGAAAUACAGGCGGCGCUGGUACUAUUCGGAUGGAGAUACCGUCCAGAGUAUUUUCGUAGACAAUGGCGCGAUAAUUUUGAUGAAAAACUGGACUGUCCUCAAAUUCGUCAACUCGAGUUUCAAAAUGUCGAACGUUUACUAUUGCACCGACAGCGAAUUUAUUUCGGCAAAUCGACUUCAGUACCACGUGAAAGUUUAUUCAAUAGCUCAGAUGGCUUUCAACAUGACUUUUUCGUUUUUGGUGAGCAAGUGUUCAUCGAAUAAGCUACAAGAAAUCAAGAGAAUGAUAAAGGAUCACGUCUGCAAACCAUUCGAGGGCAGCGUUUCCAAGUUUUACUGCCCAUACCAGUUCUCUAUUGAGUGCGAUGACUGGAAGCCGAACACGUUCUAUAGCGUCAAGAAUAUACAAAGGUUAGUAGUGGCGAAAGUAGUGGUCUUGAAGUUUGUUCAAGAUUUUUCGGACAAAACCUGUGAUGUGAAGUGCAGUCUCCACCAGAUGCACAGCAACCUCGCAAAUGAUAUUUGUCCGGUGGACGAUUUGAGAGAGGACCUGGAGAACCAGUACCAGAAGGUCUCAGAGGGGAGGUACUUGCCAGAGGAGGACAAGCUGACAAAUUUGAAAACUUAUUUCAUCUGCAUGCCUGGAUUUAUCCUUUUUUACCAGAUGUUUUGUGUUCCUUGUGAUCCGGGAUAUUAUUCAAACGUGCACGGACUGGUUGAGCACUGCCUGCCCUGCCCCAAAAACACCUUCCAACCGGAAUUUGGUGCCACUUCCUGCCACAAGUGCCCAAAAAAAUAUAUGACAGCUAAUGAAGCGUCCACACAUGCUGCAGAUUGCUUCAAUGAAAUUAUGAACUACAAGCGUCAGAUGUUGGAAAACUCAGUAGAGGUGAAUGUGGAUCGCCACAUAACUUACACCGGCCACUUCUUCGUCCUCUCCACUUCUUUGAUCCUCAUCUUCAUCGCUGCUUUCGGCGUUUUGUACGUCAUCUUCAUUUGCGAUUUGAGUUUUUGUUAUUGUGAACCGUUACUUCAUUUUCCUUGCUUAUAA